AGUUAAUAAUAAUAAUAAUUAUCAGAGAUAAAAAAAUACAUAGAUGUUUCAACAUUUUGUUUACAAUUUGUAUUGAGAGAAUUUUAGGAACUCUUUGUGCAUCUGUUAUCAAUAACAGUAAGAACGCUGUUAAUUAGCAGCGAUUUGCAUGCUUGCCGAUUCAUUUUCAUUAUUUGUAUGUGACAUCGCAUUUUUUCAAACGUUUGCAAAGCCAAAGUAUAUAAAAUCUGUGGUCUUAAAUGAAUAUGGGUUAUGGUAUGUAAUUAGAUCUUUAUCUAUCAAAAAUGACCAGAGAGCACGUAUGUAUGUUACAUAUAUAAUUUGUUUUCUUCUUCUCGUUUCAUUUAAAAAAAUUCAAGAAAUCUAAAUUUCAUGUUCGCCCAAGUACGUUGACGAAUUCGGAUGAAACUUCUCAUAUCGAGAAAUGAGAAUUCAAGGGCAAGCAUACAAGUGGCUACUAAUUAACCGCAUAGCUAAUGUUACUGAUAACAGUUAUAUAAAGAGUCCCUAGGAUUCUCCUAAUAUCGAUUUCGAACAAAAUGUUGAAAUAUCUAUAUAUUUGAUUGUCUCUGAUAUUAUACAAUAUUACCAUAUUUACCAUAUGUUUUGUUAUUAAAGUUUAUCGCAACAGUCUAUGGAAGAAAACACAAUGAAGCAGCGAAAAAUGAAGCAUUACCUUCGCAUUCAUUACUCACAAUGUGUUCAACUUUCAUUCAUUCCUAUGCCUGCCAAUCAACCGUUGCCUUUUUGUGUUUUCCCUAUGUGUGCUUAUUACAUAAACUUUAAUUCCCAUUUCGAAAAAUGCAAAUCGCAGCGAAUAAAUUUACAGAGUCGACAGGUGAGUCCUAUAGUGUAAACGGUAUGUUUUUUUAAGUCGUUCCGCAUCAUUGCAAAGCCUUGAGCCAAAUAAAGGAAAUAUUGAAGAAAAAAAAACCAAUUCAUUAAAAGAGAAAGCGACUAGAUCAUAACGCCAUAAAAUAUGGAUACUGAGAACAAAAAUAAUAUAAUACUUUCCUCUUUGGUUGUCAAUGGCCUUAAGCUUUUGUGUUCCACAAUUCCUUUAGAUUUAACGAGGAAACUUCUAUUAAAUUGUGUUAAAUUAACUUUGCAUCCCGACGCAUCUAUUCCACCAGUACCUGAAAUUUAUUUCAAGAAUAGCGAAGAGGCAAAACAGAGCGAAUACGCUGUAAUUACAUUGUUUGCAUUGGCUACAAAACAUGCCUUAGAUAUGUUAUCAUUAAGACAGCUAUUGGAAGAUCAACAACUGAGUCAAGUUAUCAUUGAUGAACUUGUGCGAACGUAUGAAGAACACCGUCAGGAUUUUGUUCUGCGUCAGCUUAAUUUAGGGCACUAUUUACCGAAUAUUACUGAUGUCCAAUGGCGCAUCAUGGCCGAUGUAAAGUCAUCCACUUCAAGCCAAAGUUCUGGAGAAGUUGGCUUCCAUAUCAAUUUGGGUUGCUAUCAUCCACAUAGCGGGGACAGAGAAUCAAUUGUAGAAUUUGUUUGUAACACAGAGGAAAUACAUCUUCUAAUUAAUAAACUUAAAGAUGUCGAAAGACAAUGCGAAAAGCUAGCAAAGGAAUAGAACAUCAUUGUAUUACAUAAAUAAUUACAUGAAAACAAUUUUUAAGAAAUCUAAAAUAUUCUAUAAAGCUUCAAUUAAACAAAUAUCAACAAUAAAC
Molecule: messenger RNA, 1682 nt
Organism: Glossina fuscipes
Lineage: Eukaryota; Metazoa; Arthropoda; Insecta; Diptera; Glossinidae
Product: COMM domain-containing protein 3
Exons: 2
Coding region: 980-1585 (201 amino acids)
Biological process (GO): sodium ion transport
Source: RefSeq, a predicted model, not a curated record